AUGGAAUCCUCCAAAAAAUUAUUUAGUGGUGCCCCUCCCAUGCAACUUCCAGGAAACUAUAGCGACCAACUUCCUUUUCUCUGUUCUGUACCUUCCUUUGUUUGCAUUUUCUUGGACUCUUUCCACCAAAAUUUCCUUUACAGCCUUCACCUAUUUAUAUCCCUUUGAAUUUGUAUAUCUAUAUCUAUCUAUAUCCAUAUCCUAAAAUUUACAUCCAAUACUAACUUGCUUCUAUAUUUUAUUCUAAGAGCUAGUCCAAUAUCAAUGGCUACAUUGGGACGAGACGUCGUAUUCGAGGAUUUUUUCCCUUCAAUGGUGGAAAAACUUGGAGCUGAGAGAUUCUUGAAAGAGCUAAGCAAUGGAUUUCGAAUGCUAAUCGAUGAGGAGAGGGAAGUCAUUACAUUUGAGAGUUUGAAAAAGAAUGCAGAAUUGUUGGGAUUGAAGAAUAUGAGAGAUGAUGAGGUUAUGUGCAUGUUGAGAGAAGGGGAUUUAGAUGGAGAUGGUUGUUUGAACGAGAUGGAGUUUUGUGUACUCAUGUUUCGUUUGAGUCCUGAUUUAAUGGACAUAUCAAGAAUUUGGUUGGAAGAAACUCUUGCCAAAUUGUAGCUGGAUUUAAUAAUUUAAUCUCUUUUGAUUCUUGUUAUA
Nicotiana attenuata is the source of this 645-nucleotide messenger RNA. RefSeq names its product calcium-binding protein PBP1-like. Gene Ontology annotation, molecular function: calcium ion binding. The coding region runs from base 265 to 606 and encodes 113 amino acids. The record is from RefSeq and is a predicted model, not a curated record. The transcript has a single exon. NCBI's taxonomy places the organism in Eukaryota, Viridiplantae, Streptophyta, Magnoliopsida, Solanales, Solanaceae.